GACCAAGAACAAGAAGUCAAACAAGUUGGAUGUACAGGCAGCUGGCCACGCAACACACGGUUUCCCGCAUAGAGAUGUGCUCCAUCGUGGCGUCGGAGGAGAGGCGGCUGCUUACAGUCAGGAUGAAAACGGCAGUGAUGUGGUUGUGCAUUGUGCAUUUGGCUUUGGUCAGUGCUGGACUCUUCACCCGCAACGAUCUUCAAGCUGCCCACAGCAAUGUGUCAUCCCGCAGGGUCCGAGCCCCGCAGAGCACAGAGUCUUUAUACAGAGGCAGACAGAGACCACUGUUUGCGAGAAGAGGACAGUAUGAACGACAAAGGAUUCAUGUGCCGAAGGACAAAGUGGCCCCUGUUCCUCUAAAUGACAUCCCCCCUCCUCCUAAAGUGACACCCAAACCUAUGAAGCCAAAUUGCUCUUCGCUUACACAAAGCUGUUUGCCCCAGUCUGGCUGCUGUGACCCAUUCGCCACAUGCCACUGCCGCUUCUUCAAUGCAGUCUGCGUCUGCCGAAGGAUAAAAUCGUAAUACGAGGAGAGAACACAAAGAGCAACGAUACACCAAAACUGAGACCCAAAAAUAAACUCAAGCACACACUACUACAGGCCUUAUGAACAGAGACCAAAUCACCCAGACUGCCACAAUUGUGUUAUAGCAGUUUAAUCAACCAGCUCAACACUCAGUCUGAUGUAUCAUAUGGAUGGGACAAUGGGCAUCGAAGUCAGCCUCUUAAGACAGUAAAUGCACAUUUGAAGGAGUUUAAAAAACGUUGAUACCUCUUCUGACAGGCAGCUGUUUGGAAAAACUAUCCACCCUAUACAGUACUUAAGCUAAAAUGUAUUACUUUGUUGUUCGAUUCCUUUGAACAAUGCUUACUGUAUAUUAUCAGUAUUAUUAUUUUUGUGGUUCUCAUUUUGGAUGUUGCUGACAUUGUUAUGGUAAGAAAUUAAAAAACCACAGCAAGUACUGUAUAUAGCUAUAUAUAAUAUAUAUUUCUUUGUUUUUUGUUGUGUUUUUUUUUUUUAAAUGAUUAUGUCAGAUAUUGACUCACUAAUUGUCACUGUGCGUUCUCAUGUUAUUGCUCUCCUGCAAAGGAAUUCAUGUCACAUGACCUCAGUUGAUGGCCUCUACCUGCAGUCUUUAGUGUGUCAUCUAUGGGUAUAGUAAUGUAUGUUUGACACACAAUCACUGCAGUGAUUAGCAAGUGCUAAGUUAUGAACACAGGUACAACCCCCGAAGUAAAAUAAAAAAAAAGACAACAGUACAUGACAGCAAGGUUGAACUGCAAUAGCUCAAAGGUAAAUAAUAAUAGCAGCUGCAAAUAAGCAGUUCAGCAUCACUGUAAUGAAAUGAUCUUACUCAGUCUAUGUGACUUUGUGUAAACACGCAUAAGCAUUUCUUUGUUCAGUAACAGCCCAGUGUGUUGUGUAAGACUGAAAACAUUAAAUAUUUAGUUUGA
Molecule: messenger RNA, 1455 nt
Organism: Perca flavescens (yellow perch)
Lineage: Eukaryota; Metazoa; Chordata; Actinopteri; Perciformes; Percidae
Product: agouti-signaling protein
Exons: 3
Coding region: 30-524 (164 amino acids)
Biological process (GO): hormone-mediated signaling pathway; adult feeding behavior; neuropeptide signaling pathway
Cellular component (GO): extracellular region
Molecular function (GO): neuropeptide hormone activity; type 1 melanocortin receptor binding
Source: RefSeq, a predicted model, not a curated record